Messenger RNA from Rhododendron vialii, 1988 nucleotides. Its product is annotated as protein NEN1-like. The transcript is spliced from 6 exons. Lineage: Eukaryota; Viridiplantae; Streptophyta; Magnoliopsida; Ericales; Ericaceae. The coding region runs from base 229 to 1734 and encodes 501 amino acids. Gene Ontology annotation, molecular function: 3'-5' exonuclease activity; nucleic acid binding. The record is from RefSeq and is a predicted model, not a curated record.
AUGUCCUUUUCUUCUUCACCAUGUACCCCACAAACCGUCCGAUGAAAGCAAUCCCAGUCAUUCACCACGCCACGACGGACACCAGUCAAAUCUACCUCUAUCCCUUCAUAUAAUACCUCUGGAACAGAUAUAUACUUGCAUACACAAAUCCAAUUGGAUUUUGAUUUAACCCAAUUACUCUCUCUUUCUCUCUCAUCCAAAUCUCUCUCUCUCUAGUGCUAUACUACUAUGGUGGUUUUGGGUGGUGACAGGUCGGAGAUAGCGUUCUUCGACGUCGAGACCACGGUGCCGACCCGACCCGGCCAGGGCUACGCGAUCCUCGAAUUCGGAGCCAUACUGGUCUGCCCCAAGAAGCUCGUUGAGCUCGAGAGCUACUCGACCCUGGUCCGGCCAGCUGACCUAUCCCUCAUUACCUCCCUCUCUGUUCGAUGCAACGGCAUCACCAAGGCCGACGUCGUUCCAGCCCCCACUUUCUCCGAAAUCGCCGAUAGGGUCUACGACAUUCUCCAGGGGAGGAUAUGGGCGGGCCAUAAUAUACUGAGGUUUGAUUGUACUCGCAUUCGGGAGGCCUUUGCGGAGAUUAAUCGGCCGCCACCGGAGCCGAAGGGGACAAUAGAUUCAUUGGCUGUAUUGACGCAGAGGUUUGGGAGGAGAGCUGGUGACAUGAAGAUGGCCACACUUGCAGCUUACUUUGGGCUUGGGCAGCAAACUCAUCGGAGUUUAGAUGACGUUCGGAUGAAUCUCGAAGUUCUCAAGUACUGUGCAACAGUUCUAUUCUUGGAAUCAAACAUACAAACGGAAAACAGUUGGGUUUCUCCAAAUACUACUACAAGAAGUAGGAGUAAUGGGUCAGCUUCUCGGGACGGGAUGAUCAUGAGCUCAACAGAUUCAUCCUCACCAAGUAUCAACAUUGAAAACCACCAUAUAUCAUCUCCCACAAAUCAAAACAGAGAGGGAACCCUUCAUGUACUAUCUCUAAUGACUCCCAACACAGGGGAAGAGGCUCGUCCAGACCCUUUUAACAUGGGCCAACUUAGUGUUGAAGUGGAGAUACAAACUCUUCAAUCAGACAACAUGGAUGAAGAAUCCAGUUUGAAGUCUCCAGAGUCUUCAGUAAAUGCAGCAGUUGAAUCUGAGGGCUCCAAUGGGUAUACAGCCUUCUUAGAGCCUGAUGGAGUUCAUGUACCUUCGAUUAGUGUGUCACUUGCCCCAUUUUAUCGUGGAAUUCAAAGAAUACAAGUAAUGCACAGAGAUGUUUUGCUGCAGCUGUCCUGUACUCACUUGAAAGUGCGCUUUGGAGUAAGUACGAAGUUUGUCGAUUAUGCUGGGCGUCCUCGGUUGAGUUUUGUUGUGGACGGAACUCCAAAUCUUUGCCGGGUUUUGGAUGCAUGUGAUGGUCUUGCGCAGAGGUUGUCUGUAGAUUCUGGUAGCAGCUCUGAGUGGAGGCCUGUAGUCACCAGAAAGGGUGGCUUCAUGAACUCGCGUACUGUGAGAUUGAACAUACCUACCAUAGCAGAUGGGGGUGUUUCCAGAUGGCUCACAGAUAUAUACAAGAAAGAAGGUUCCGCCACCCCACAGCGGCUAGUGGUUAGUAGAUAUGACGUUGCUGAACUCGAUGCCUUGUUCACUCCAGGAACCUUUGUGGAUGCGUGUUUCUCAUUGGACGCGUAUGACUAUCAGCAGAGUGCUGGUAUUCGACUAGUGGCGAAAAAGUUGAUUAUACAUUCUAACUGACACACGCGUACUUCUCCUUGGAGAAUUAGCGAAAAAGUUGAUUAUACCUCUAACAGAUAGGUUGUUUCUCAUACGAAUUUGUAAUAAAUUGAUUAAUUAGAAGAUUGUAUGUCAUGGUUGUAAGGUUUAAACAGAAUAGGGAUGGAUACUGAAAAUGAUGUCAUGUAGUUGAAGCUACCAUUUGUUUUAUUCAUGUCAAUGGCCUUCGAUGUAGGAUGGAUUAAUUUGAGAUGAAGGAACCUGUUUCUACCCUA